Messenger RNA from Trichoderma harzianum CBS 226.95, 2460 nucleotides. RefSeq lists its product as hypothetical. Gene Ontology annotation, molecular function: ATP hydrolysis activity; ATP binding. Lineage: Eukaryota; Fungi; Ascomycota; Sordariomycetes; Hypocreales; Hypocreaceae. The transcript is spliced from 9 exons. The record is from RefSeq and is a predicted model, not a curated record. The coding region runs from base 1 to 2460 and encodes 819 amino acids.
AUGCCUUCUUCAACUGCCCGGCGACGGCAACGCCCGCUUGGUAGAGAGAGGAAGUCAGCAUUUACCUCGUCUGGACGCAAAGCUUCUGAUGAUGACAAAGUUGCAUCAGCGAAAGGAAAUGUGGGUGACUCAAGUAACUCAAGUGAUUCUAGCGAAUCACCGUCGUCGCGCUCGAAACGAUGUCCCCCCACAUAUCGCCCUGUGCUUACGAUCGACUGGCGAGCCGAGAUAUGUCGACUUGUGGAUGUGACUACACAGGUAUCGGACGAAGAUCUCUUUAAAGCAAUAGAGCGUACAUCUCAAAAUCUCAAGGAGCUGGAUAGUUUGAGGUCCAAAGUGACAAAGAAGCUUGGGCCUCCCCGGGGCCAGAUCAUUUACUCAGUUCGUUGCCAUGCUGCUCGCGGUAGAACUUGGUUGUAUCUUGAACAACCGUGGGCAGUUGAGGAGGGCCCAGAUGUCCAUCUCAGAGGUAGCAAGCCUAUCAAUAACUUUGACCUGUUUCUUGAGAGAAACAAAGAGAUUGCUUUUAUUGUUUAUAAGGAUUACGAGUGUUGUGGUGACUUACCACCUGAAAUCAAUAAGAGUAAGAUUGAAUUGGGUUUGGAUAUUGAUGCUUCGACUUUUGUAGUGGGCGAGCAAAUUCAACUCAUCUCAGCCGAUCUGAAGCUAGCGCUACGGAAUCUUGCUAGCGAGGCAUUCGAAGGAAUACCUCAUCCAUUUUUGGAUGAGAAAGAAAACCCGACUAUCGAGCACCCAUACAUGUUCUUGUUCCAUCGCCGCAAAGAAGCUGAAGAAGUGACAAUGAAACAGUCACAAGAUGCACAGCGACACCUAGAUGUAUUCUUCAAGUAUAUCUUUAGCUGCAUGUCCGAAGAAUGGACAACUGUUGACCAGUUCUUGGCCGAGAAGAGGAUAUCGGCUAAAUACAUAGACUAUCUCUUUGUGAGUCGCUUCAACCGUGUUGCAUCAGUCUACAUCAAACGGCUCACCUUUCAGGUCCCCAACCGAAUAGUUAUAAUGAAACGAAAGGAUAUGGAUAUCGCAAAGAUCAAAGCAUACGUCCUUCAGAAUUGGCUCCAAAGGCCAUUUCGGCGCAGUUCAACAGUAACAGCUCCAGUGUACUCAUGGAAAUUUGACGGAAAAUUUCACAAGUAUUUUAGCAGCCUCUCCAUCGAAGACCUCCCAUCCGCAAUUGAGAGCUUUCUCAUCACCGAUAUGCCCGUAUAUCCAAUUGAAUUUGCUAGUCAGGAGAUUGUUAGUGCCCUACGAAAGCGCGGUAACAUGUUUUGGAAGUGCCGUGAAAGGCAUUACGUGUCUUAUAGCGGGAAAACAGACAAUGCUACGCAAAUUUCGAUGGACUCGCGUUUUAUGAUAGAUAUCGCUACUUACAAACAAAUGCAUCGCAAUCAAGGCAACGAAACAGAACAACAAUUCCAAUUACCUGAUGGAGAAGAACUACCCGUUCGAUACCUUUCCGAACAAAGCCCAAUGUUAGGGGACAAUUUUUUCUUGUGCCUUCCUACUUCGAUAGCUGGAUUUAACAUGCAGACAAAAGAAUGGAUCACCCUGAACGUACACUACAUAGAAGAUGUCGUAUGGAAUACUGAAGCUUUUGAGUUCCUUGUCAUCGACCAAGAAACCAAAAACAUGAUCCAAGCUGUAGUCACGAACCAACUUCGCGCUUCACAGAAUGCAGACCUCAUCCGUGGGAAGGGCAAUGGGCUCUUUAUUCUGCUCCACGGAGGCCCCGGAACUGGCAAAACUUUGACUGCAGAAAGUGUCGCGGAAAUUGCAAAGAAGCCUUUGUAUAGGGUCACCUGUGGAGACAUAGGUACAAGCGCUCAGGAUGUCGAGAAUUACCUUGAAAUCGUUUUACAUCUCGGAAAGACUUGGGGUUGCGUUGUCUUGUUAGACGAAGCGGAUGUUUUUCUGCAACAACGAUCUCUUCACAAUCUGGAACGGAAUGCUCUAGUUUCUGUCUUUCUUCGAGUGUUGGAAUAUUAUGACGGAAUUCUCAUCUUGACGAGUAACCGUGUUGGUAUCUUUGACGAAGCUUUCAAAUCACGCAUUCAGCUGAGUUUGCGGUACAAGAGCCUGGAGAGAAGUCAGCGACUGCAAAUCUGGAUAAAUUUCUUGAAGCGUUUGGAGCAACUUGAAGACAAAUCUCGUGAUAUCGAGAGGAGUGUUGACGAGAAAGAUGGCACAGCAUUAGGCUAUGGAAUCAACAUCAAUGAAAUAAGAGAUAGAGUGGAAGAAUUGGCGGACGAAAGCAUGAAUGGUCGUCAAAUCCGAAACACGAUAUCCACGGCACGUCAGCUCGCCAUGUACCAACGUAAAAAGCUAGGCUACGAACAUAUCCAGGCUGUGAUUAGGGAAGCAAACAAGUUCGAUGAGUACUUAAUUGAAUUGAACAAGGGGUAUUCGGCAGAUGAAAUCCAGAGGGAUAAGAGGGAAAGAUAG